Messenger RNA from Wasmannia auropunctata (little fire ant), 2071 nucleotides. Its product is annotated as cleavage and polyadenylation specificity factor subunit 1-like. Lineage: Eukaryota; Metazoa; Arthropoda; Insecta; Hymenoptera; Formicidae. The transcript has 10 exons. Gene Ontology annotation, cellular component: nucleus; mRNA cleavage and polyadenylation specificity factor complex. Gene Ontology annotation, molecular function: protein binding. The record is from RefSeq and is a predicted model, not a curated record. Bases 158 to 2071 code for a protein of 637 amino acids.
UGCGUCAGAGCGAAAGCAGAUUAGAGGUUAUCUCCCAAGAGUCCUAGGCUCCUACAGCGGUACAGCUAGAUCCGUCCGCCGAAAAAUAAACAUUAUUUCAAGAUACGACAGAAUAUAUCCGUGACAAUUUGCGUGACGUUUGCUGACAUUCGAGAUCAUGUAUUCUAUAUGCAAAAGUACCCAUCCCGCAACGGGAGUCGAGCACGCGAUCACAUGCCACUUUUUUAACCGCACCGAGAAAUGCCUCGUUGUUGCCGGCGCGAAUAUUAUACGGGUGUUCCGUUUGAUUCCCGACGUCGACAUGACAAGGAGGGAGAAAUACACAGAAACACGUCCCCCUAAAAUGAAGCUGGAAUGCCUGGCGCAGUACACCUUGCACGGGAACAUCAUGUCCAUGCAGUCUGUUCAUCUUAUCGGCUCACAAAGGGACUCUCUGCUGCUCAGCUUCCGCGACGCGAAACUGUCCGUCGUCGAAUACGAUCAGGACAUUCACGACCUGAGAACUGUGUCGUUGCAUUACUUUGAAGAGGAAGAGAUAAAGGAUGGAUGGACAAAUCAUCAUCAUAUACCGAUAGUAAGAGUGGAUCCUGAGGGAAGAUGCGCGGUAAUGCUGAUAUUUGGUAGAAAACUGGUUGUGUUACCCUUUCGUAAGGAUCCCAGCCUCGACGAUGGUGACUUACUUGACACUACGAAAUUAACAUCUUCCAAUAAGACUCCGAUAUUAUCCUCAUAUAUGAUAGUAUUGAAAACACUGGAGGAGAAGAUGGAUAAUGUAAUAGACUUACAGUUUCUGCAUGGAUAUUACGAACCUACGUUAUUAAUUUUGUACGAACCAGUGAGAACAUUUUCAGGGCGUAUUGCGGUAAGACAGGAUACUUGUGCAAUGGUCGCCAUAUCUUUAAAUAUUCAGCAAAGGGUUCAUCCUAUCAUUUGGUCUGUCUCAAAUUUGCCAUUCGACUGCUACCAAGCUGUACCUGUGAAGAAGCCACUGGGUGGCACCCUGAUAAUGGCAGUCAACUCGCUUAUUUAUUUGAAUCAAAGCAUACCACCUUAUGGAGUGUCACUUAACAGUUUAGCAGAUACAAGUACAAAUUUUCCAUUAAAGCCGCAGGAAGGAGUGAAGAUGAGUUUAGAAGGAGCCCAGGUGGCAUUUAUAUCUGCAGAUCGUUUAGUUAUUUCUUUGAAAAGUGGAGAGCUCUACGUUUUGUCCCUCUUUGCCGACAGUAUGCGAUCUGUGCGUGGAUUUCACUUUGACAAGGCUGCUGCUAGUGUGUUAACAUCAUGUGUAUGCAUGUGUGAGGAUAAUUAUCUUUUCCUCGGCUCUCGACUUGGUAAUUCGUUACUCUUACGAUUUACGGAGAAGGAGCCGGAAACUUUGAAAAAUCUGAACGAUAGUGAGAUUACCAUUGAAGAAAAUGAAAGCGAAGAGACUCCGGCCAAGAAAGCGAAGCAAGACUUUCUUGGUGAUUGGAUGGCAUCGGAUGUAUUGGAUAUCAAAGAUCCAGAAGAACUAGAAGUGUAUGGCAGUGAAACUCAUACAUCCAUUCAGAUCACUUCGUAUAUUUUUGAGGUAUGUGAUAGUUUAUUGAACAUAGGUCCGUGUGGAAAUAUUUCCAUGGGGGAACCAGCCUUUCUGUCGGAAGAAUUUCUACAGAAUCAAGAUCCCGAUGUAGAACUUGUUACAACGUCCGGAUAUGGAAAGAAUGGUGCACUCUGCGUACUGCAACGUUCUAUACGUCCGCAGGUUGUGACAACAUUUGAGUUGCCUGGCUGUGAAGAUAUGUGGACUGUCAUUGGCAUAUUAAACAACGAUGAAAUCAGAACGGAAGCAGAAGGAUCUCAUGCUUUCUUAAUAUUAAGCCAAGAAGAUUCGACUAUGGUUUUGCAAACCGGUCAAGAGAUUAAUGAGGUAGACCAGAGUGGAUUUAGUACACAGGGGAGUACAGUAUUUGCUGGUAAUCUUGGUGCUAACCGAUACAUUGUACAAGUUACUCAAAUGGGAGUGCGUCUUUUGCAAGGCAUUGAACAGCGGUCACCCAUCCAAGCUAUAAACCUUGUGGAACGUGCUUAA